Engraulis encrasicolus (European anchovy) is the source of this 2928-nucleotide messenger RNA. It is a transcript of the gene adra1d, whose product is annotated as adrenoceptor alpha 1D. Lineage: Eukaryota; Metazoa; Chordata; Actinopteri; Clupeiformes; Engraulidae. The transcript is spliced from 2 exons. Gene Ontology annotation, molecular function: alpha1-adrenergic receptor activity. The record is from RefSeq and is a predicted model, not a curated record. Gene Ontology annotation, cellular component: plasma membrane. Gene Ontology annotation, biological process: cell-cell signaling; adenylate cyclase-activating adrenergic receptor signaling pathway; phospholipase C-activating G protein-coupled receptor signaling pathway. The coding region runs from base 354 to 1868 and encodes 504 amino acids.
UGCCACCAGAAGUAAUCGACAUUGGCGUUGCGGUGGGCCACAAUGACUUAUACAACUUGUAAAGCUUGAAUUGCAAGGAUUACGACUACCUCAUACACCAGAGCAAGCCCUUAAAAGGUAUGCCAAAAAAUAAGAGCUCUUUUUUCUAGAGUAUAACUGGAAACGUUUUUAUUGAUUAAAUCCACACGCACAAUGUUAUUCAGAAAACCGCCAAACAGAGGCUAAAUGAGAAACACAGAAAGAAGACGUCACUGAGGUCUUACUAACGAGCAACAAUACGGGAAUUAUGUUGAUGAUGGCAUGAAAAUAUCAAUAUUUUAUAGUGGAAUAGACCUGUAAAGCCCUCUGCAUGGAUGUUCAAAAUGACAUAUUUUAAGUUACUGAACGGCAGCAAUGAAGAAAUUGAACCACUGGAAGCAGAGAACACGAGCUUUUUGGACCACGUAUAUAAGAACACCACAAACAGCACCUGUAAGAACGUUACCUUGGAUUCACAGGUUAUUGGUGUCGGUAUCUUUUUGGCUGUAUUUAUUUUGGUGGCAAUCAUCGGAAAUAUAUUGGUCAUUCUCUCUGUGGUUUGCAAUAGACACUUGCAGACUGUUACAAACUACUUCAUUGUAAACUUAGCCAUUGCGGACUUACUCCUCAGCAUUGUUGUGUUGCCUUUCUCCGCAUCCUUGGAAGUCUUUGGAUGCUGGAUCUUCGGCCGGGUUUUCUGCAACAUUUGGGCAGCUGUGGACGUUUUGUGCUGCACAGCAUCCAUCCUAAGCCUCUGCAUCAUCUCCAUAGACCGAUACAUAGGCGUGAAACACUGCUUGAAGUAUCCAACCAUAAUGACAGAGAGAAAAGCUGGAGUGAUUCUUGUGGUGGUCUGGGUGUCUUCUAUGGUCAUUUCUAUCGGUCCACUCCUGGGAUGGAAAGAGCCACCACCUUUGGACGAAAGCAUCUGCAGAAUUACAGAGGAGCCGGGCUAUGCCCUCUUUUCAUCACUGUUUUCGUUUUAUCUCCCACUGAUGGUUAUCCUUGUAAUGUAUUUUAGAGUGUAUAUAGUAGCCCGAAGGACAACCAAAAGUUUAGAAGCAGGAGUAAAACGGGAGAGAAAUAAAUCAAUGGAAGUUGUGUUACGAAUACACUGCCGGAACAUAACGGAGGACGCUGGCACAAGUGCUAAGGGUAAAAACCACCCUUUCCGCAGUUCACUUUCCGUGCGCUUGAUGAAGUUUUCCAGGGAGAAAAAGGCUGCUAAAACUCUGGCCAUUGUCGUUGGGAUGUUCAUCUUGUGUUGGUUACCAUUCUUCUUCAUUUUACCAGUCGGCUCCUUCUUCCCCAAGCUGAAGCCUUCUGACAUGGUGUUCAAAGUGAUUUUCUGGCUGGGCUACUUCAACAGCUGCAUCAACCCUGUCAUCUACCCCUGCUCCAGCAAGGAGUUCAAGCGGGCCUUCACGCGCCUGCUCCACUGCCAGUGCCAGCGGCGGAGACGAGUCUUGCGGCGCUACUAUGAUCAGCGCUGGCGCACGGCAGUCAGGGGAGGGCCUGGACGGGACCUGCGUGCAGAUUACCGAUCAGGCUUCUCUGUCACGGAGGCCUGUGGCAACUCUGUCUUUGCGUAUCGCAGCAAGGGCCGCAGCUUUAGCGUGAAAGGCUGGAACCUCUUCCCGCCACUGCAGAAGUCCUCCUUCCAACUGAAGGAGAAGAUGAACAAUCUCUCCAACAAAAUCCGAAGUGGUCAGGGCCGGGCCUCCACACCGACGCUCGGCAGGACUGAGAUUGACACAAUCUCCAUGGGGAUCUACGAAUGCCCGGAGCAGAGCAGCUAUCAGAUAUAUGACCUCACAGACUGUUACAGCCUGAAGGAGACGGAUAUUUAAACAAUUGAAAAUGCUGCUUUUCAUUUGGGCUGAUGCAGGGACAAGUAGGCAAACAAGACUGAUUUGUACAAAUUGCCUUUAAAUGUUCAAACAAUGUAUAUGUCCUUUAUAAAUCUUUCGUCCUUGAUAAAGUCUUAAUCAAGUCACUUUAAUGAAAGCACAACCGUUGUAAUUAUGGUAUUGUUGACUGAGAUGUGUUUAAAAUAUGUGGAGAGUAUACAUUGGGUUGAUGUACGUGCAUUGCAGAGUGAAAAUGGGAUGUUUGAAACUAUGGAGCUGAAUGAAGUAAUGAUAUGACUUGUUAACACUACCAAAAUACACUGUUCAAAAAUCAUAUGUGAAAUGUCACCACUUGAUCUCAAGACAUCUUGGCCUCAAGACGUCUUGGCCUUUAAAGCAUUCUGCUGCUCACCAACCAGCUUGACGGAGUGGAAGUGAACUUGCUGUUUGUCUUUCCACAGAAUACAAACCCUUUAUGUCAAAUACAGUCACACAAAAGAAACUCUGAUAUGUCUCUCACUGGAUUUCCUGGGUGUAACAGAUGGGUAUAUUGUAGACCAGGGAUGGACAACUGGAGGCCCGGGGGCCACAAGCGGCCUGCCUCCUCACUCAGUGUGGCCCGUGGAUAAGACACUAAUUUAAAAAAUAAUGACCAGAUUUUUUUCUGAAUGACAACUGAAUCCAUCCUUAAUCUUGUUGGCCAAUAGACUACACUUCUAUUCCUUCCAAACGAUAUGGGCUGUCAGUAAGCAACCAACAGCACCUCAAACUCGAGUUGCAGAUCCGUGGUUAUGUGGCCCUCCGAUAGUGGCGAUGAAAAAACAUGGCCCUCCUCAUCAUGAAAGUUGCCCAUCCCUGUUGUAGACAGAAAAGGCAGAGUCUGUGUGGCCCCAGAGUCUCCUUUGGUAGAAACACAGGAGAGAUGUCUUUGUUCGACAUAUUCUACAGCUGAUUAGCUCUUAUCAUCAGGUACUCAGUUUCAUGAUGUGCAAAAAUAUGCUUUCCUCUUAUGUUUGUUGAUGUGAUUCAUGUGGUUUGCCAGUGUCUGAUAUAAAAUGAA